AUGAAGUUUAUUAUUUUUGUAAUGCUCCUGACCGCAGCUACCGCUUUUGCAAGUACGCAUGUGAAUGUUUCAUUCACUCAACAUCAUUCAAGUACUGGCUCCAAAAUGUCAGACUCCUUUGAACAACAUAAUAAUAAUGACGAUCACAAUGGUCGCUUCGCUAGAAUUCAAGUUGAAGGCAAAAAGGCCGACAAUGAUUUCGAAAAUACUCAGAAAGUAGUCUCAGAUGGCAAAUCGAAUCAUGAAUCGACUGCGGACUAUCGUUCUGAACGUGUACAAAACGAGGGAACAUCUGGAUACUUCGGUGCGCAAUCACAGAACCAACACAGAGGUUUUUACAAUUCCAAUCAAGCUGUUCAUCAGAAUCAUGGCCAGUUUAGGAACAUAAGUCCCCAGGAGAAGCAAAACAUGGAGUUUGAACGCUACAUACAAAAUUAUCAUAGUGGACCUACUGUUGAGACCGUAUAUGAAUCAGCAAAACCAGAAAUGCAACAUACUUUGACUGCAUCGGCUGAUCACGAAGGGAGCCAACGUGUUUCGAAGUUUGAACGACUCGUUGCUCCACCCACAAAAGCAGAUAGUGUUCAAUCUGACGAAAUUAAACCAAUUAUUAACCAUCAGCCUGUGGUACCAUCUAACACUGCCUCAGUGAAUUUACCAUCUUCAUCUGCGUCAUCGUCAUUAUCGCCAUCUCUACCAAGUGUAGCCGUAAGUUCUACGAAUGGUAAGAGUUUUAAUGUAAACCUAAACCAAAAACCAGCAUCAGUCGGCAAAGAUGGCUUUAACUUUGACCUAAGUUAUAAUAAACCAAAUUAUAACGAUCCCAGCUAUAAAUUCAAUGAGGGUCAUUCUGACGCCCAUUUCUACAAUCAAUUUCCACCCUCAGUCGAGGAACCUCAAAGCGGUUAUGGCCACUAUUAUGGCAAUAACUAUGGUCGACAACAAGUAGCGGAUGGUUAUCACCCAAUGGAACAGCGUCCUGUUGUCACAAAAACAAUACAAAUUGCUCAACCCGCAAUUAAAGCCAAGAAGUACGAGGUCCGUCAUCCCGCUAUACAAAAAGAGUUUUACGAUAUUGAAGAACGAGUUGUCAUUAAACCUGCUGGCACUGUAGUAGUAGAAUUAGAGAGACCGUCGGCCAAAAUCCUAAAGGAAGAGACAACGUUACCUCUGGGCCAUCCACAUCCAGCAGUGGCCUCAGCGUACAUGCCCAGCAGAAAUACCCAAUCAUUCAGCAAUAUUAUUUACAGCAACUCUGGAUCCUCAUCAGCAAAUCAUCCAAAUAACCAAUACAUUCCCCAUCAGACUUACAACAACAACGAUCGUCAUUCACCCAGUGCAUCUUCACCCACCUACGAUCAAAGCUCGAAAGAAGUAAUUGCAGAAUCGAACCAAAAUAAACCAUAUCAUUUCUCUGCUGCAGCAACAACCGAUGGACCCAAACCUCAAAAUAGAGAAAUUGUAGUAGUAACCGAUGGUAAUGGAAAUCAACGUCAAAUUUCCACUGAACAACUUACUUAUUCACGCGAUGAAACUGACAAUGCUCCAUCAAGACCCGUAUACAACCACAGAAAUUCCUAUGCAUAUGAGGAUAAUGGACGCAGCAACCAUUCUCCCCAACGAUCUGGUGUCAAAGCCAAUCUUGAUAACAGGGAUGGUUUCACUUUUGAUGCUGAAUAUAUCAAUAACUCUGGUAAUACUAAUUUGCGUAAAGAAAACAAACCAGCACGAUUACAAGAGGCGUCCUCAAGAGUGACUGAACAAAUGCAACCCAUAAUAAAACAUGAACAUAAAAUAGUAUUGUCACCUAGUCAACAUAAUAUUUACUUAAGUCGUAAUGUAGAAGUGCCCAAAAUGAAAUUUAUUGAAGAAACGGCUCAAGUUCGCGAAAUAAAACCAUACUUGCAAAAUCAUCAGGGACGUGUAAUGGUCUAUGGAUCGAAUAAGCAAGCACCAGAAGUAAAAUACGUUCAAAGAUCGGAAUAUCAGCCUCAACCACAACCACAAAGAAGUCAAUCGGAUGGUGCUGAGAAUCGUGUGCAAUACAGUGCUCCAUAUGCUCAGAUGCGACACCAUUCAGAUGGAGACCAAUAUGCAAAUCAACAUGAGCACAAACAGCAUCGUCUACCCCAGAAAGAUGCAGCUAAUCAGAGAAAAUCUGAGAAGUUAAUAGUUGAAGAUAAAUCUGAAAAGGAUCUAAAGAAAACCUCUGUGGAAAAUACAAUGGAAAAGGAAGCUCCUCAGGCACAUAUAGAAAUAAAAAUUCCCAAUCAAUCAUCACAUGAUGCCGAUAAAGCUAUAGUUGUUAAUUCCAAAAUAAGGCCCAUGAUGAUGGACGACGAUAGUGACCAAACUCACCAUUCCAAAUUGGAAAUUUCUGUAGCAAAUAAAGGUGAACCUAAGCAACAACAAACAUCGAAUGACAAACUCGAAAAUAGCGAACAAAUAGACAUUAACGAUAACAAAAACGACAGCGAUAUCGAUAGCGAACAAUUGUCAAAUUUCAAAACAAAACCUGACUGUGAUCAAACAUCCGUUUCAGCGCAAAGCGGUAAUUACGAAGUAGCACCCGAAUACAAGAAGUAUGGGCAACAGAAAUUCAUGCGUAUUGUCGAAGAAGCUAGUGCUGUUGCUAACGACGCCACACCAUCCGCAGAAUCCUCAACUGUUAAUACAAACAAUCAACACCAUAAUGUAGAUGCCAAUGUAAACAGUGCUACUGGCCAUGUAAGCCCACCUGGUUCCCGUGUCAUUGCAGCCACACCAGCUCUCAAAGAAUCAACUCCAAGUGAAAGUUUUCACAAGCGUCGCAUUGUUGUCAAUCACCCCUUCCAAACUGUACGCGAAGUCGUCGAACACGAACCCUACACCAAAUAUCACGAAGUCCAAGUAAAUGAACCGGCUACCCCUGAUCACUAUCACUCUGCCAACUAUUUCCAAUCACAUGGUGCUUUGCGUCAAUCUGAUAACGGCCAUUCCGCAUAUUACCACUAAGUAAAACAUUUGCUUGUUUAAUUAAUGCAUUUAACAAUUAAGUAAUUAAUUCACUAUAUUUAAUUUACUACAAUGUGUCGAUGGACACUAGAACG
Messenger RNA from Calliphora vicina (urban bluebottle blowfly), 3089 nucleotides. RefSeq lists its product as uncharacterized. Bases 1 to 2994 code for a protein of 997 amino acids. The record is from RefSeq and is a predicted model, not a curated record. NCBI's taxonomy places the organism in Eukaryota, Metazoa, Arthropoda, Insecta, Diptera, Calliphoridae. The transcript has 2 exons.